Messenger RNA from [Candida] anglica, 1257 nucleotides. The record is from the annotation of a GenBank genome assembly. Lineage: Eukaryota; Fungi; Ascomycota; Pichiomycetes; Serinales; Debaryomycetaceae.
CAACAUAAAUCUAAUACAAUCAAAAAAAGCAGUAUAUUUGAAUUGCUUUGAUUGUGUUUUAGAGAUUCUAUAUAUCUAGUCGAAUCGUAUCCAAGCGAAUUUUUUUUAAAUUCCCUGACCUAUUUCAAAUCCGAAUCUACUAAAGUUGAACCCGUCCCCCUUGUAAUAUUAGACAUGCCCUCCGCUCAAUCUGAUUACCUUUCCAAGACGGUAACAGUUUCACCAUUGGUACUCUUAUCAGUGGUGGACCAUUACAACCGUGUUGCUAAGGACUCGCGCAAACGUGUUGUUGGGGUUGUAUUGGGAGACAACACAGAAGCAGACACAAUCCAUGUCACCAAUUCGUUUGCUAUACCCUUUGAAGAAGAUGAAAAGAAUCCUGGAGUCUGGUUCUUGGACCAUAAUUAUAUCGAAUCCAUGAGUGAAAUGUUUAAGAAGAUCAAUGCUAAGGAACGACUUCUUGGAUGGUACCAUUCCGGACCUCGGUUAAGACCAAGUGAUCUUAAAAUCAAUGAUGUAUUUAAAAAAUAUACCCUGAACCCACUUCUUCUUAUUGUUGAUGUUCAACCUCGUGAUGUCGGCAUUCCUACAGAUGCCUACUUUGCCAUUGAUGAUAUCAAAAACGAUGGCUCUUCUGCAGAAAAGACAUUUGUUCAUGUUCCCUCGCUGAUAGAGGCUGAAGAAGCUGAAGAAAUUGGGGUGGAACAUCUUUUAAGAGACAUUAGAGACCAAGCUGCAGGCACAUUGUCCUUGAAAGUGACUCAAACAUACCAAUCAUUGUUGGGAUUACAUCAAAAACUUAGAGAAAUUGCCAAUUAUCUUGACAAGGUUUAUCAAAAGAAAUUACCAAUCAACCAUACAAUCUUAGGUAAACUUCAAAAUGUUUUCAAUUUAUUGCCUAAUUUGGCUGGUAAGGAUGUGGAAGAAAUUGAGUCUGCUGUCACCACUUCUGGAGCCCCACCAGUGAACCCAUUGGCUACAGCAUUCACGGUGAAAACUAAUGAUGAACUCAUGAUGGUUUACAUCAGUACUCUUGUUAGAGCCAUCAUUGCAUUCCAUGAUUUGAUCGAAAAUAAGAUUGAAAAUAAGAAAGUACAUGAAAAGGCUAAUGAAGAAAAGAAUCAAGUAUCGGGAGUGGUUUCAUCUUUGGAGACAGAAGAAGAAGGUGAAGGCGAAGCAAAGGAAUAGAAUACAUAGCUUAGAUACUUCUUUUUAUCUUUUCUUAAAAAGAAUAGUAAUAAAGAAUUUAACAACAAG